AUUUACGACUGUCGCAGUUGGCCUUAAUCUUCUAUACAAGUGCCCAUCUCAACCACGAUCAUGCUAUUACCCAGAGCUUUACGGCGGGUCGCGGCCCCUUCAGCAUUCUUAUCAGCACCUCUGAAACGGUUCAACCUACCCGUACGCACACAAUGGCUCUCAAUAUCAGCUUCUUCGUCCGGCGAACCGUCGAUCCCCUCCGAGCCUAUUCACCCCGAACUAAAGAAUCCUGUCUCCUCUACUACACAAGCAGAACAAGCAGAACAAACAGAACAGACAGAACAGACAGAACAGACAGAGCCAAAGAAGCCAGCGAAAUUACCGUACUUCGUCGCCAGGAACAACAUGAAUAAUCUUGGCGUGUAUCAUAGGGCGAAGCGGGGUGGAAAUCUGAAGCUCACGUUGGUAAAGAAUGGAGAAGGAGAUUUAAAGGCUUUGAAAAAUGACAUCAAGGAGGCACUGCAGCUCAAAGAUAGUGAGAUAUCUCUCAAUAGUGUGACCGGGCACAUUGUCAUAAGGGUAGGUUUAUAUUCUUCAAAGCUAAUCGUCUCUUACUGAUAGCCACCACUAGGGCCAUAUGAAGUUGCAGGUUU
Messenger RNA from Daldinia decipiens, 593 nucleotides. RefSeq lists its product as uncharacterized. Gene Ontology annotation, cellular component: mitochondrial large ribosomal subunit; ribosome. Gene Ontology annotation, biological process: translation. The transcript has a single exon. Gene Ontology annotation, molecular function: structural constituent of ribosome. Bases 61 to 558 code for a protein of 165 amino acids. The record is from RefSeq and is a predicted model, not a curated record. Lineage: Eukaryota; Fungi; Ascomycota; Sordariomycetes; Xylariales; Hypoxylaceae.